Molecule: messenger RNA, 2196 nt
Organism: Solea senegalensis (Senegalese sole)
Lineage: Eukaryota; Metazoa; Chordata; Actinopteri; Pleuronectiformes; Soleidae
Product: G-protein coupled receptor family C group 5 member C-like
Exons: 5
Coding region: 341-1519 (392 amino acids)
Biological process (GO): G protein-coupled receptor signaling pathway
Cellular component (GO): signaling receptor complex; extracellular exosome; plasma membrane
Molecular function (GO): protein kinase activator activity; G protein-coupled receptor activity
Source: RefSeq, a predicted model, not a curated record
CUUUGUUUGUAUGGAAAUCGCCUAAAACAAAUAAGUAGGGCAGCUAGGUGCUAAUCUCACACAAUAUGCAAAGCUGCAAACGCCACACAGGCUGAUGAAGGAAGAAGUUUGACGCAACUCUGGAGAACUAGUACGUUAUAAAGAUUUAGAGAUAUAUAAGAUUUAAUAUAUAACAAAACAAAAAACAAAAAAACAUAGCUGACUGGCUGUUACGAUACCUACACGCGACUGUCAGAGCAAGAAGAAGAAAAAAAAGGAAUAAAGAAAAAGAUCAUUUCGGAUAAUCUACUGGAGUAAAACACCUGCUGGAGCUCAGUCCAGGGAAAUCUACAGUUAAGUCAUGGACCUGACCAGCGCUCCAAAGGGAUGUGGUUCCAACAUCAGCUCCAUAUAUUACAACCUGUGUGACCUGACCAAAGUGUGGGGGAUCGUGGUGGAGGCCAUCGCUGCUGCUGGCGUGGGGGCCUGCUUUGUCCUUUUCAUCAUCCUUAUGGCCUGCUUGCCACUGGUGACGGACACAAAUAGAAAGGGUACGGUGGUGCUGCAGUCUGGCAUCCUUGUCUUCACUCUGGGGCUCUUUGGGCUCACUUUUGCCUUCAUUGUGGGCCCAUACUCUACCACCUGUGCUGCACGCAGGUUCCUGUUUGGAGUACUGUUUGCAGGAUGUUUCGCCUGCCUGGCAAUGCACGGCCUGUGGCUUGCCCUGCUGCAGCGGAGGUGCCGGGCACCCAGGAGUUGGAUUUUCUGCCUGGGAGCGCUGGGUUUGUGGCUGGUUGAGGUGAUCAUCAACACUGAGUGGCUUAUUAUCACUGAGGUCAGGCCAACGGGAGGUGUCAUUGCCCCCAACUUGUCUUGCAGCAUUGCCAACCAGGACUUUGUGAUUGCACUCAUUUAUGUAAUGGUUCUGCUGCUAGCUGUGGUGGUGAUGGGUGUGCCCCCACUGGUGCACAAGCAUAAGAACUGGCGCAGAGACGGUGCUUUCAUCCUGGUCACAGGCCUCCUCUCCAUAGCUAUCUGGUUAGCCUGGAUUAUCAUGUACAUUGCCGGGAACACACUGGCCGGGAACCCUAGCUGGGAUGAUCCCACACUGGCUAUUGCUGUGGUGUCAAAUGCCUGGGUGUUCCUCUUCCUCUACACUAUCCCAGAAAUGUGCUUACUGACACAGCAAGAGUCUGACAAGGAGGAGCUCCAUGACGGAGAACACGUCUACCCUGCCAGGAGCCUGGUUUGUGACAACAUUCUUAAAGAGCCGGAGACACGCCACCAGAACGUGUACCUGGAUAAUAAAGCUUUCACUAUGGAUGAGCCUCCAACAGUACCCACAAAGCCUGUGUCUCCAUAUGGGGCUUACAAUGGUAUGGUACGAAGUUGUGUGUACCAGCCCACUGAAAUAGCACUGAUUGCCAAGGCUCUGUCAAAGACGGAGCAAGAAGCAAUGAUCUCUCGAGCAGCAUCCCCCUCUUUGAGUCCAGGAAGUAGCAGCUCCCUGCCUCAUGCUGCCAACUCCUUGCCCUCUUGAGGGCAGAAACGGGGAGACCGUCAAGAGCUCAAAGCACACUCGGUUGUUACAGCCAUGAAAUAAUCUCUACCAAGAGUUUGUUAAAGCGAACCACAGCUCUUAAUAACAAAUGUAUCAUCUUUGUAAUUCCUUAGGAAGAUGCUUUAGAAACAUGUGGUCGUUACCCCACAAGAUAACCUAGCUUCUCUCAAAGACGUCAUCAUUGUAUCACACUUUAUUUUCUCAGUUUGUGCACUAAUUGUUUCGUAUGUAGAGAAGCUUAGAGUCAUAACUACAAGAGUGGUGAAGUAGCGGACUUUCUCAGCGCAGUUUCUCUAUUUUAUUUCCUUUCUUACAAGUACACCUGUAAAUUACAGCUUCUUCUGUCAACUGAUCAGCAGUUUUGCUCUCCUGUUGCCUCACUCACGGGGCUCACAUGAAACAGAGCAACACAUGUAUGUGUCUCUGUGGGAAAGCAAAGACUUCGUCUUUCAUCAAGACGAGGCUAAAGUUCAAAAGACUGUCGACUGUUGUGUGCGGUCUAAAGUUGGCAUCUAUCAUUGACAAAAGCUGCGUUGUGAUAACAUUGGAUUUUGUUUUGUUACAAUUUGCUGACUGUGACUGUUAUUGCUAUUACAUUGGGUCUUGAAUUGACUGGACUUGUAGUGUCUUUGAUUUAUUAAAAAGAUUACAUUGUA